AUGAAGACGGCUGUAACUGUUCUGCAGGAAAUGAUGGUGAAGAUGGGCCAGACACCAGAAUAUGAAUGUAUAGCUCAGAGCGGGCCGCAGCACCAAGCCAUGUUCGACUACCGCUGUAUGGCGUGCGGCGUAGUAGUGACGGCCACGGCGCGGUCCAAGAAGGAGGCCAAGCAGGAGGUCGCGCGCCUCAUGCUGCAGCAACUGUCGCGCCGUGGGCACGCCGUGCCGCCGCCCUACGCCGCGCCCGCCGCGCCCUUAAUCCAGGACACGAUCCCGGGCGGGACGAGCGGUUCCUGUGACGUGCGAAGCUACGUGGCGCUGCUGAAGGAGCUGUGCGAGGAGUACCGGCUGCCCGCCGUGACGUACGAGCUGGUGGGCGACACAGGCCCCCCGCACCUGCGCCACUUCACGAUGCGCGCGCGCAUCGGCCAGCACGAGCGCGUGGCCACGUCCACCACGAAGAAGGCGGCGCGCCAGCUGGCCGCGGAGGAGCUGUACUCGUACCUGCGCGAGCACCUGGCGCGCGUCACCCGGGACUUUAACGAGGAGGACGCGCUGGUGCGUGCGCACGAGAAGGCCAUGGAGCGCUACGUGGAGGGCGAGGAACACUUGCGCCGGCCCGAUCUAGGACUGCGCAUCGCGGACUACCACCUCGCACUCGUUGCGCGACUCGACGAGGACACGCGCGCACAGGCGCUGGCAGCGCUGGAAGCGGCGCGAGAGCUGCCACCCGAGGGCGCGCUGGACGCCGUGGCGGCGGCGCUGCGGCUGCGGCUGGACGCCGCGGUGCUGCCGCCGCUGAGCGCGGUGCAGCUGUCGGGCGCCGGCCCGGACCUGGCCUUCGCGGGCGCCACGCCGCAAGCCGCCGCAGCCGACGCGCUCGACUAUCUGCGCCGCGCGCUGCAACUAAACACGCCGGUCCCGGUCGACUUACCGAACCACCCUGGCAUUGAUGAAAUUAUGCGACCUGUCCUCACUGACCUGAUUGACGAUGAUAUGAUCAUGUAA
Messenger RNA from Spodoptera littoralis (African cotton leafworm), 1008 nucleotides. The record is from the annotation of a GenBank genome assembly. Lineage: Eukaryota; Metazoa; Arthropoda; Insecta; Lepidoptera; Noctuidae.